Molecule: messenger RNA, 1413 nt
Organism: Tachysurus vachellii
Lineage: Eukaryota; Metazoa; Chordata; Actinopteri; Siluriformes; Bagridae
Product: hippocalcin-like protein 1
Exons: 4
Coding region: 396-977 (193 amino acids)
Molecular function (GO): calcium ion binding
Source: RefSeq, a predicted model, not a curated record
CAUGUGGCGUCAGUUUAAACUUGGCGAGACCAUUGCAGGAGGCAGUUCCUCAGUAUUCAGCAGCAGAGAAGCGCAUUCUGUCUGUCUGUGACAUUCUCAAACCUCUUAUCACAGCCCUGUUUUUCACGCCUCUGUGGCUUUGCACUUUGUUGGACUUUCCAUAAAGGACUUCGUAUAGCGCACGUGCCCACGUUUGGUGUAGCAAAAGUGUGUUUGCAAGGUUUUUUCACUGGUUUCGUCGAGUUGCAUCUCGUUAAACAGACAAAGUGGAGCUGAGUAAGAGGUGUGAGGAGAUAAGAGGAAGACAACUGAAUAUAAUCAAGCACUGUGAAAAGAGAGAAAGAGAGACGGAAGAAGAGAGAAAGGCUUGAGAGGCAUUCGAUUAUUUGGAAGUCAUGGGGAAACAGAACAGCAAGCUGCGGCCGGAGGUGCUCAACGAUCUGCGCGAGAACACCGAGUUCAGUGAGCAUGAGCUGCAGGAGUGGUAUAAGGGCUUCCUGAAGGACUGUCCCACAGGUCACCUCACGGUGGACGAGUUCAAAAAAAUUUAUGCCAAUUUUUUCCCAUACGGAGACGCCUCCAAAUUUGCAGAACACGUCUUCCGAACGUUCGACACUAAUGGUGAUGGGACUAUCGACUUCAGAGAGUUCAUCAUCGCGCUGAGUGUGACGUCACGAGGAAAGCUGGAGCAGAAACUGAAGUGGGCCUUUAGCAUGUAUGACCUGGACGGCAAUGGUUACAUAAGCCGAGCAGAGAUGCUGGAAAUUGUACAGGCAAUCUAUAAGAUGGUUUCAUCUGUGAUGAAGAUGCCAGAGGACGAGUCCACUCCAGAGAAGAGAACUGAUAAGAUUUUCAGACAGAUGGACACCAAUAAAGAUGGAAAGAUUUCUCUGGAGGAGUUUAUUAAAGGAGCCCGGAGCGACCCCUCGAUCGUCCGCCUCCUCCAGUGUGACCCGAGCAGCGCCAGUCAGUUCUGAGUCGAACAAACAUAGCGCACUCUAACAGUGUUCACUCGAGACUAAAGUGAACAUGGUAAGUGUUUGUGUAAGCGUAAGAAUGUGGUUGUACUUAUCAUCACAUUUACUAAUUUGUCAGUGGCAUUAGGGACCACUUUUAAAAUGUGAAUGCUAAAUGGAGGCCAGUGAGCACUUAGAUCAGUCCUGUUAGUGGUGAUUUAGACAAAAAAAACAACUACCACUUAUGGACUGGGAAUAUAGUGUUGUGUAUAUUGUGUAUGUGUGUAUUAAAACAGCAGUUCAUAAUGUGGAAUGUUUAUAGCAAAGCAGCAAUGUUUGGGAUUGUGUUCAUUUUGAUGAGCAAUGCAUGAUUGGCCCUGAAACUAGGUGCCAGAUUUACUAACAUUUUAAAUAAAGAGGCUGAUUUGUGAGUGGAAUCUGCUAAACCGUAUCCAGA